AUGCGCUACACAACCAUCACUCUCCUUGUUAUUGGUCUUCUCACAGGCAAUGCCUUGACUGCACCUGCUCCUCAAUUCGGUGGCGGCGGCGGCGGCUUCGGAGGUGGCCGUGGUGGUGGUGGCGGCGGCGGUGGUAGAGGUGCCGUAGGUGGUGCAGGCGGCGGCGGCCGAGGAGGCUUCGGCGGUGGUGGCGCCGGUGCUGGUGCCGGAGCCGGCGCUGGUGCUGCUGGUGCCGGUGGUGCUGGAGGAGCUGGCCGUGGAGGCGGCGGCGGCAACAGAGGUCAGAACGCCGGCCAGAACGGAGGCGGCAACAACGCCGGCAACAACAAUGCCAACGCCGGUAACAACAAUGCCAAUGCCGGCAAUGCCAACGCCGGCCAGAACAACAAUAACAACAACCAGGACGACGCCGCUGCGGACGAUGCCGCGGCUGAUGCCAACAAUGGCAACGCGAACAAUAACAACAACCAGAACAACCAGAACAAUGGCAACAACAACAACAAUAGCCAGGACAACGCAAAUGACAAUGCGAACGCCGACGACAACGCCGAUCAAGCAGCGGACGCCGACGCGGCGGCCGACUUUGUUGGCCUGGCUUGCACCGACGGAACUGGUGCUGGCGCUUGCCAAGCAGACGGCCAGUGCGAUGUCAAUGGCGACGUCAAGGUUGUCGCAGGCCAGUGUGGCCAGGCCGCUGCCGACGCCUAA
This is a messenger RNA of Colletotrichum scovillei, 708 nucleotides long. RefSeq lists its product as uncharacterized. The transcript has 2 exons. The record is from RefSeq and is a predicted model, not a curated record. The coding region runs from base 1 to 708 and encodes 235 amino acids. NCBI's taxonomy places the organism in Eukaryota, Fungi, Ascomycota, Sordariomycetes, Glomerellales, Glomerellaceae.